Molecule: messenger RNA, 702 nt
Organism: Parastagonospora nodorum SN15
Lineage: Eukaryota; Fungi; Ascomycota; Dothideomycetes; Pleosporales; Phaeosphaeriaceae
Exons: 2
Coding region: 1-702 (233 amino acids)
Source: RefSeq, a predicted model, not a curated record
AUGGCUGAUCACUCGCGGAGACAAGACACCAGCUGUCGCUUUGGUGGGACUUGGUAUAGAUGCAGCUCGGAUUUUGGCGGCUUUUCAGGUUGUUGCACGAUGGAUCCAUGCUCCCGUGCUGGCGGAUGCCCGAAAGAGAAGGACAUGACGCCAGGUCGCAAUACACUGGCAGCCACAAGAUCAGCUACUACAACGACCGCAUCAUCUCGGGUGUCUGAGGCAUCAUUUGUCAAACUUCCAAUACCAUCAACAUCAUACCCUAGGCCAACGACUGCGUCAUAUUUUGCGGCCGGUACUACUGACACUACUCUGGCUACAGCAUACGUUACUCUCGACCAUGUUCCAUCGGCCACCUCCUCUCACACGGCGGGUCCAACCUCCAACUCUCUGCCUAUUGCGGCUAUCUUCGGUGUAGCCAUCGGCGGCGUCGCCCUUAUCGGCCUUGCAGUCUUCUUGUUCAUGUGUCGUCGACGUAGAAAGCAGAAGAACAUUUACCAGGCACCAAUUUACGUUUCGCCUUUCAACACAAACAGCAAUAUGUACCAGAAGCGUGAUGGCACCUACAGAUCAAGUUUGCGGGGACCUUCUUUCGAUACACAAGAUCUUAGUACAAGAGAUUCUGGGGUUCAUACUGUGGCGGCCACUGCUCCGUCUCCGCAUCGUGCGGAACUGCCUGGUGAGUCAGGCUUGGGGACUCACUGA